AUGGGAAUUUUUAAAGAUGUUGAUGGAAUCUUCAAGCAUACGGAUGUGGAAAACGUUUAUGCCCCUCCUCCCACUCCCGAAGUUGGAUAUACCAUGGAGUUUCUCUAUAGCAAAUUGCAUAAGAUGGACAUUUGUCACUCGUCCGAACUUAGUGCUAUUCGCGAUGAUUUCAACUUUCUCAAACAACAAAAUCGUCAUCAAAAUGAAGAUGAAGAAAAGGAAGAGGAAGAAAGGAAUGAGGAGAAUGAAGAAAUGGAUGAAAGAGAAAAGCUUUGA
Messenger RNA from Vicia faba (fava bean), 276 nucleotides. NCBI's taxonomy places the organism in Eukaryota, Viridiplantae, Streptophyta, Magnoliopsida, Fabales, Fabaceae. The record is from the annotation of a GenBank genome assembly.